GAAGACUGUGUACAUCAUGGCUAUUAAUGUUUCCCUGGUGCGGGACACUAAAUGGCUGACGCUGGAAGUGUGUCGGGAAUUCCAGAGAGGCACUUGUUCGAGAUCUGACGCAGAAUGCAAGUUUGCUCACCCGUCACGGAGUUGCCACGUGGAAAAUGGACGCGUCAUUGCCUGCUUUGACUCCUUGAAGGGUCGGUGUACAAGAGAGAACUGUAAAUAUCUCCAUCCUCCCCCACACUUAAAAACCCAGCUAGAAAUCAACGGACGGAACAAUCUUAUACAGCAGAAGACAGCGGCCGCCAUGCUUGCGCAGCAGAUGCAGUUCAUGCUUCCCGGCACACAGCUACAACCAAUCACUACAUUUUCUGUGACCCCAUCUCUUGCAACAAGUCCUUCAAUGGCUUUUAGCCCGUACCUGAGCCAUGUUUCUCCAGGGAUGGGUUUGGUUCCUGCAGAGCUUCUACCAAAUACCCCUGUCCUGGUUUCUGGUAAUCCAGCUGUUACAGUACCCGGAGGCUCUGUGGCCCAGAAGCUUGUGCGCACUGACAAAUUGGAGGUUUGCAGAGAGUUCCAGCGUGGCAACUGUACCCGUGGAGAGAAUGAUUGUCGCUACGCACACCCCAUAGAUAUUGCCAUGAUCGACACGAACGAGAACACUGUAACAGUUUGUAUGGAUUACAUCAAAGGCCGGUGCUCUAGGGAGAAAUGCAAGUACUUUCACCCCCCGGCACACCUGCAAGCCAAAAUAAAGGCAGCCCAGCACCAGGUGAACCAAACAGCUGCAGCUGCCAUGGCGCUGCAACCCGGAGCACUUCAACCUUUACCAAAGAGGCCAGCACUUGAAAAAAGCAACGGAGCUACCACAAUGUUCAACCCAUCUGUUUUCCACUACCAACAGGCUCUAGCGAAUAUGCAGUUACAACAACCUACAUUUAUCCCCACAGUUCCCAUGAUGCACGGUGCUACGCCCACCACUGUGUCUGCAGCAACAACACCUGCCACCAGCGUGCCCUUCGCUGCAACAGCUACAGCCAAUCAGAUAUCCCAAUUUUCAAUAGAUGAACUGAAUAGCACCAUACACGUAUCACAGCUGUUACCAGUAGAACAUAGACCAUGUUGAAAUUUUGAACAGCAGAAUUGUGGAAUUUCAGAAUUUAUCCAUGGGAAGUUAUACAUGGCCUUUCUGUAAAUACCCUCUCCUGGCUUCCUCUUCCACCUCGACAGUAAGCCUGCUGCAACCUACAUGUUAACCAAAAAAAACUAAAUAAUGGGAAUGUCUGAAAACAGCACUAUGAAAAAAUAAAAAAAAAAGUUUAAAAACUACAGAAAAAAAAAAUACAAACAUAGCUCUUAAAAACAGUUAUACACGUAGGAUAUUAUAAUAGACUUUUGUAACACAUUUACUUUUAACACAUGUAAUCAUUCUGUGUGUACCAUUUAAACAGCGUUCACACAGUGAAUGCUUGGAUUACUGCAUAUUAUUGAUGGAUUCAUGGUUUAAAGUGUUAUCUUACUGUUUCUGUUUACAUCAUAGUUAAUUCAUUUUAAGUGUGUAUCAUUAUCAAUUAUUUGACACGAUCUUUUUUCAUUGUGAUUAUUACAUGCGUUGUUUGUUUAACAUUCUUUGUAUUCUGAAAAACAGAGACAAAGUGGUUUGGAAACAGGCCUGGAAUAUGC
Spea bombifrons (plains spadefoot toad) is the source of this 1677-nucleotide messenger RNA. It is a transcript of the gene MBNL3, whose product is annotated as muscleblind like splicing regulator 3. Bases 17 to 1120 code for a protein of 367 amino acids. Gene Ontology annotation, molecular function: metal ion binding. The transcript is spliced from 8 exons. The record is from RefSeq and is a predicted model, not a curated record. NCBI's taxonomy places the organism in Eukaryota, Metazoa, Chordata, Amphibia, Anura, Pelobatidae.